Molecule: messenger RNA, 987 nt
Organism: Colius striatus (speckled mousebird)
Lineage: Eukaryota; Metazoa; Chordata; Aves; Coliiformes; Coliidae
Gene: MRPS15
Product: mitochondrial ribosomal protein S15
Exons: 8
Coding region: 177-920 (247 amino acids)
Biological process (GO): translation
Cellular component (GO): ribosome
Molecular function (GO): structural constituent of ribosome
Source: RefSeq, a predicted model, not a curated record
CGGGACGAGCUCGAGCGGGACGGGCAGCGGGCACCGGCGGGCUCGAGGGGGACGGGGAGGCGCGGAGAUCGACGCGCUCGGCGCUCGGCCCCUUUGGCCUGGCUCGGCGCUCGGCCGUGGCGCCUGGCGGAGGAAGAUGGCGGCGCCCGUGGCGGCGGGUCGGUGAGGGCCGGGCCAUGCUGGCGCUGCGGACGGCGCUGGGCCGCUGCCUGGCGGGACCGGCCCGCGGCGCGGCUGCCGUCCUGAGGAGCGCCCGCGGCAGCGAGGCGGCCGCCUGCAGUCCCUUUAUUCAGGCAGCAAGAUGUUAUGCCAGACCUGUGAGAAGAAAGAGGAAAGAUAUCCCCAGCCAUUUGGAUGAUCUUCCUCCCACAAUGCUGAAGAAAGACUAUGCUGAUGUGCCCAUAGUAAAUAGUGUUGAUGAUGUAGUGAGAAGACUGUUGUCACUGGAAAUGGCAAGCCAGAAGGAGAAGGUGAAAAUAAAGAUUCAGCAGCUGGUGGAGAAGGUCAGGAGGUCCCCCAAUGACAAUGGCUCCUUUGAGGUACAAGUUGCUGUGUUGACUGCCAAGAUACGCACUUACGAGGAACAUCUUCAGAGGCAUCCCAAGGACAAAAGCAACCGGCGGCACAUGCUGAUGGCUGUGGACCGUCGGAAGAAGCUGCUGACGUACCUGCGCCGGGUCCGCUACGACACCUUCAAGAGCACCUGUGAGCAGCUCAACAUCCAGUACAGCCUCCCCCCUCCCUACAGCCGGAGGAUCACCAAGCGUGGGCUUGUGAAGAAGGCUUUUUGUCUCAAGGUUUUCCAGGAGGCACGAAAGCUGAAAGCAGCUGAGAGGCUGAAGAAGAGAAGAGAGUGGCAAGAGAGAGCAAGAGCUGCAAGGGAGGAGAAGCAGGCACAGAGCGAGGGGACACCCGUGUAGGGGCUCAUUGAGGCUGCCACAGACACCCUCUUGAGCAAUAAAUAACUACCUACAGCCCUGACUCUUC